GGGGUUUGGCGGCGGCAGUCGCGGCGGCGGAGGCGGCCCCGAGCUCGGGCUGCUGGGAUGGAGCAGAAGCGCGCCGGGCGCCGGAGGACAGGCAGCUGACGGAGCCGCGCGGCGCUCGCCUCGCUUCCCCUACCGCCGCCCGAGCCGCCCGGGUCGCCGGGCUCCCACCGCAGCCAGCGUGCCAGAGGAGGAGCUGCUCGCGCCCGGUGCGCUCGGUCAGUCCCGGCAAACUCUCCUGCCGCCCGCGCCGGGUUCGGCACCAAGCACUAGGGUACCAUGAUCUACAAGACUCUCUUCGCUCUCUGCGUCUUCACGGCAGGACUGAGGGUCCAGAGCGCGCCUACAUCAGCCCUCUUGCCUGUUUCUCUUCCGGCAAAGAGCACCCCACCAGCGAUUGUCUGGACCAGCUCUCCACAAAGCCCUCCUGCCUCCCCUACCAGUAGCACACCCAGCAACUCGGUCCUCCCAGAUACAGCAUCGGCCCACACAUCUCCAUCCCCCAAGAACGUCUCCGCGGAGCCCAGAGAAGAGGAACCCACCAGCCCAGCCUCCAACUGGGAGGGCACAGACACAAACGCCUCACCAACAAGCGGUGGGGUCCACUUAACACCCACCCCUGAGGAACACACUUCAGAAACUCCUGAGGCCAGCGUGCCGGCUACAGGGUCGCAGCUCCCCACUGAGUCUCUCACACUCACCUCCCCUCAAGCGCCAGCCUCAUCACCCACAGGCCCAUCCACCUCACCGCCAGAGGUUCCUUCUGCCUCCAUCAGCACCAGUCACAACUCCUCUGAGACCAGCACUGAGCCCACAGGAGCCCCAACCACAUCAGAGUCCCCAGCGGAAGAGCACAGCUCUAGCCACACACCCACUUCACAUGCUUCAGCCCAGCCAGUGCCCACGGAGACCACACCCCAAGCAACUGUGCCCCCCAAAGUGACCUGUGUGCUGAUAGAUAUGGAGACCACCACCACCUCCCCCGGGGUGAUCAUGCAGGAAGUGGAGCACGCGCUAAGUUCAGGCAGCAUCGCCGCCAUUACGGUAACAGUCAUUGCUGUGGUGUUGCUGGUGUUUGGAGUUGCAGCAUAUCUAAAGAUCAGGCAUUCCUCUUACGGACGGCUCUUGGAUGACCACGAUUACGGGUCCUGGGGAAACUACAACAACCCUCUCUACGACGACUCCUAACAAAGGAAGGUGGCCUGGGAUGAGGAAUGACUGUCUCUAUUUAUCAGCGCUUAUCCAGUAGAAUUAAUAACAAGUACCUGAUGCACAUUGAGCGACAAUCCUAAGCCCUGUUUUGUUGGUUUGGUUGUUUUGUUUUCCUCCCUCUCCUCUGGCUGCUACAACUUCCCCUUUCUGGUACCAAAAAAAGAAAAAGAAAGAAAAGAAAAUUAUUUAAAAGUGAGUGGAGUCUGAUAUGCAGCUGACAUGGGCCAAUCCUGAGCCGUCCAGGCGGGACGCCACGGUGGAGGUGUCUGUACCCAGAACAGGUCCCACCGAGAGAAGAACCAGGAAGAGGGAUGAAGUUGUGUCGUCAAGGGUUACUUUUAGGGGAACUUUCUGUGUGUGGUAUUUCUUAAACUUUUCUUUAGGAAAUUACAUUAAAUCUCCAUGAGGGGAAAGGCAAUGAGUGCUGGGAGGAGUUCGCCCUGCAGGUAAGGAAGCAGGGGUUUCUCAGAUUCCUUUUUAAUCUCGAUUUAUCUGGUUGUGUCUGACAGGAUGCCUGCUCGGCUCUGCGAGCUGGAUGCCAGCUCCUUAGCUGCCUAAUUAAGGAAAGAGGAACCUAGAAGGUGCCCUGGGGGAGGCCAGUAGGCCGAGGGGCAGAGUAGCAGGCUGCUGUCAGAUCUCAGCCUGCCUGCUACCUGUUCUCCCCUCCAGGCCACCUGUCUCUGCUAAGGACGCCUGUGCUAGUCAACCGCAGCUGGGACCCCCAGCCCACAAGCUCUCAGCAGAGUUGCGGUUCCAUAGGAGAAAGCUGUCAGAUGAGUUUAGUUGUAGAGGAGAAAGGGAGAGGCAUAUGGAGUGAGUGUACAGUGGGGGCCGUGGAGGAGGGUGGCAGGGAAGAGGGGGUAACGUGCAUGACAUACCUCAUUAGGGAAGGUAGGAUCAGCCCUCAAUAACUGUCAGAGACAUCCACUGCGUGGAGGAGCCUGUAGAAUCCUUGCUUUCUACCCACAAAGCAACAGGUUCACUGCCUUACUGUCUGCUGGAUAAUGGCUGCAAACUGGGGUUUUUUUUAAUUGUGUUUUUCUUUUUUUCUUUAAUUUUUUAAAGGCACUCGUUUGCCUGCAAUUGCUCAGUGAAGCUUUUCCAUACAGACUCCGUGAUUAAUCCAUUUAUUUUUCACUUUUCCCUUACUAAUUCUGCUGUUUAAUAAAUGAACACCCCUGGCUACACAGUUUUAAAAUCCUGCAUCAUGAUUUUUGAGAAAGAACGAAUCAUCUUUGCGGGCACCCAUUUCCAGCAGCGGUUCUCAACAGGGGAUAAUUUUGCUCCCCCUCCCCCACCCAGGGAACAUUUGAAAAUGCCUGGCGAUAUUGUGACACCACUGGUGUCACAAGUUAGGGGCACUACCACUGGGUAGAGGCCACAGAUGCACUAAACAUCCCACAAUGUACAGGACAGCCCACCCCAACGAAGAGUUACCUGGCCUCAAAGGUCAAUAGUGCUGAGUGUGAGAAACCCUAAUUUAUUGUGAUGCCCGUUGUGACAAAACAAGACACACCAGGUUUGUGAUAGUUUUUACUUUUAACUAAAUGAAAUGAUUUGCUAAAUUUUUAUCUUAAAAGUAUUUAGUUUGUUGGCUGGUGGGUUGUUUUUGCUAUGCAUGGUUGCCUUUUUAUUUCUGUGUGUUUUCUAGAUAGCUUUAUUUCAUGGCUCUAAACCUGUGCUCCUGAAACACCUGGUAUUAGCAACUGGCAUCUUAUGUCCUGAUCUCAUAGAAUACAAAAUAUACAUUGGGUUCUGUUUCAGAAUGUGUUAUAUUGUCCUAUGCUACCAUAAAGAACUUGAAACUGCAUCAUUUUUUAUUUCUAAACUUGGA
Molecule: messenger RNA, 3043 nt
Organism: Hippopotamus amphibius kiboko
Lineage: Eukaryota; Metazoa; Chordata; Mammalia; Artiodactyla; Hippopotamidae
Gene: PARM1
Product: prostate androgen-regulated mucin-like protein 1
Exons: 4
Coding region: 277-1185 (302 amino acids)
Cellular component (GO): Golgi apparatus; late endosome; early endosome
Source: RefSeq, a predicted model, not a curated record